Suncus etruscus (white-toothed pygmy shrew) is the source of this 3517-nucleotide messenger RNA. RefSeq names its product BRCA1 associated protein 1 (gene BAP1). Gene Ontology annotation, molecular function: cysteine-type deubiquitinase activity. The record is from RefSeq and is a predicted model, not a curated record. The coding region runs from base 153 to 2342 and encodes 729 amino acids. Gene Ontology annotation, cellular component: cytoplasm. The transcript has 17 exons. NCBI's taxonomy places the organism in Eukaryota, Metazoa, Chordata, Mammalia, Eulipotyphla, Soricidae. Gene Ontology annotation, biological process: ubiquitin-dependent protein catabolic process; protein deubiquitination.
CGCGGGUGUGUGACGUGUGGGCCCUGUUUUGUGUGUGUGUGAGUGUGUGUUGGGACCCCGGGUGGCGGUUGGGGGCUCCCGGCGGUGAUCGAGGCGGUGGCGGUGGGUCGGAAGGGCCUGGACAUGGCGCUGAGGGGCCGCCCCGGGGGAAGAUGAAUAAGGGCUGGCUGGAGCUGGAGAGCGAUCCUGGCCUCUUCACCCUCCUGGUGGAAGAUUUCGGUGUCAAAGGGGUGCAGGUGGAGGAGAUCUACGACCUGCAGAGCAAAUGCCAGGGCCCCGUGUAUGGAUUCAUCUUCCUAUUCAAAUGGAUCGAAGAACGCAGGUCCCGUCGCAAGGUCUCUACCUUGGUGGAUGAUACAUCUGUGAUUGAUGAUGAUAUCGUGAAUAACAUGUUCUUUGCUCAUCAGCUGAUCCCUAAUUCUUGUGCUACUCAUGCUCUGCUGAGCGUACUCCUGAACUGCAGCAAUGUGGACCUGGGGCCUACCCUGAGUCGGAUGAAGGAUUUCACCAAAGGCUUUAGCCCUGAGAGCAAAGGAUAUGCGAUUGGCAAUGCCCCUGAGUUGGCCAAGGCCCAUAAUAGUCAUGCCAGGCCUGAGCCACGCCACCUCCCUGAGAAGCAGAAUGGUCUUAGUGCAGUGCGUACCAUGGAAGCGUUCCACUUUGUGAGCUAUGUGCCUAUCACGGGCCGACUCUUUGAACUGGAUGGACUAAAGGUCUACCCCAUUGACCAUGGGCCAUGGGGGGAGGAUGAGGAGUGGACAGACAAGGCACGGCGGGUCAUCAUGGAACGUAUUGGCCUCGCCACUGCAGGGGAGCCCUACCAUGACAUCCGCUUCAACCUGAUGGCGGUGGUGCCUGACCGCAGGAUCAAGUAUGAAGCUAGGCUCCAUGUGCUGAAGGUGAACCGGCAGACAAUCCUGGAGGCCCUGCAGCAACUGAUUAGAGUAACACAGCCAGAGCUGAUUCAGACCCACAAGUCUCAAGAAUCACAACUUCCAGAGGAAUCCAAACCAGCCAGUGGAAAAUCCCCCGUGGUGCUGGAGGCAAGCAGGGCCCCAGUGGCCUCUGAGGGCACCCAUACAGACGGUGUGGAGGAGGUGGCUGGUUCAUGCUCGCAAGCCCCAACACACAGUCCCCCCAAUAAGCCCAAGCUGGUGGUGAAACCUCCUGGGAGCAGUCUCAACGGGGUUCCCCCCAACCCCACUCCCAUUGUUCAACGGUUGCCAGCCUUUCUGGACAAUCACAACUAUGCCAAGUCCCCCAUGCAGGAAGAGGAAGAUCUGGCGGCUGGUGUAGGCCGCAGCCGAGUUCCCGUCCGCCCGCCCCAGCAGUACUCGGACGAUGAGGAUGACUAUGAGGACGAUGAAGAUGACGACGUUCAGAACACCAACUCUGCCAUUAGGUACAAGCGAAAGGGACCAGGGAAACCUGGCACAUUGAACAGCCCUGGGGAUGGGCAGCUGUCGGUGCUGCAGCCCAACACUAUCAACGUCUUGGCCGAGAAGCUCAAAGAGUCCCAGAAGGACCUCUCGAUCCCGCUGUCCAUCAAGACGAGCAGUGGGGCUGGGAGCCCCGCCGUGGCUGUGCCGGCACACUCGCAGCCUUCGCCCACUCCCAGCAACGAGAGCACAGACACCGCCUCGGAGAUCGGCAGCGCCUUCAACUCCCCGCUGCGCUCCCCCAUCCGCUCGGCCAACCCGACUCGGCCCUCAAGCCCCGUCACCUCCCACAUCUCCAAGGUGCUUUUCGGAGAGGAUGACAGCCUGCUGCGUGUGGACUGCAUUCGCUACAAUCGCGCCGUCCGAGACCUGGGCCCGAUCAUCAGCACAGGCCUCCUGCAUUUGGCCGAGGACGGUGUGCUGAGCCCCUUGGCCCUGACAGAGGGUGGAAAGGGUUCCUCCCCCUCCAUCAGACCGAGCCAAAGCAGCCAGGGGUCCAGCAGCCCAGAGGUGAAGGAGGUACUGGAAGCUGUCGACAGCAGAGAGAAAACAGGGCUAUCCAGGCCCGGGGAGCCCGUAAGCGGGGAGAAGUACUCUCCCAAGGAGCUGCUGGCGCUGCUGAAAUAUGUGGAGGCGGAGAUCGCCAACUAUGAAGCCUGCCUCAAGGAAGAGGUAGAGAAGAGGAAGAAGUUCAAGAUCGAUGACCAGAGGAGGACCCACAACUAUGAUGAGUUCAUCUGCACCUUCAUCUCCAUGCUGGCUCAGGAAGGCAUGCUGGCCAACCUGGUGGAGCAGAACAUCUCCGUGCGGCGGCGCCAGGGAGUCAGCAUCGGGCGACUGCACAAGCAGCGGAAGCCCGACAGGCGGAAACGCUCACGCCCUUACAAAGCCAAACGCCAGUGAGAACUGGCCGCCCCGCCUCUGCAGCCCAUUCUUGCCAUGUGGCCUGCCCCAGGCCCCGUCCCUGCCCUCCUUUUCAUCCCAGUAUUACUGAAUAGUUGCAGUCAGAGCCCAGACAGAUCCUGGGCAAAGCCUUGCUCCAGUGCCUAGCCUGGCAGGGCCGCCCCGUCGUGUUCAGAAAGCAGCAGCUGGAGCCGGGGCCUCCCAGCACUGGCGCUUCCUCCAUAGCCAGCUGUGGAGUGGCAGGACUGGCCCUUCUGCCUGGGCAAGCAGAGUAUAUAUUUUACCUACAGAGACGUCUAUUUUUCUGGGCUCUCACCCAUCUUGCCACCACUGUGUUGACAUAGCUGGCUUCUCAACUCUGAGCCUCUCCCUGAUGGCAGUUCUCCCGGUGGCCGAGCUCUGCGGGCACCACUGGGGGUCCUGGUAGGCACCAGCUCUUCUGUGUUUUCCCCAGCGACCAGCUAGCCCUGUUGUGAGGGAGCCCGGUCUCCUUGUUGCUCCCAGGAGAGCUCCAAACUCAGGGACCCAGCUGCCGCAUUGGAUUUGGGGAUCUAGGGUAUCCUCGAGGGGGUGACCUGAGCAGAGAGAAGUGUUGGAGCCCUUUGGUGGCCCAUAUGUCAAGCUUGCUCCCCAUUCCCCAUGGGGGGGUUGCGGGACUCUUUGCCUACAGUGUUGUGGCCCAGGCAGUGCAGCCUGCCCCAGGUUACUGGGCAUUGUCCCCAGGGCUCCCAGGAGCCGCUGCCUCACCCCUCAGUAUUACUGUCUCCCUCCUCUUAGGGGAUGCAGAGACAGGGCUGCUUGUGGGAAGCUGCCAGCACUCAGCUUCCUCCCGUCACGCCAGCUUCCUUCUCUGCAAGGCAUUCAGGGUUGGGGACAGAUGACCGAGACAACCAGCUGAAGUUUCUGUGUUCCAGAGGGCCUGAGGCUGGGGCUGGGAGGUGGGGGCGAACGGGGCACUGCUUCUGGCCUGGCCCCAGGCCUUCGCCAGUGGAUUUGAAGGUGAUCCAAGCAGACCCUUUAUCUGUACAUAACAACAAGGUAUGUGUGUGUGCAGGGGGGGAGGCGAGUGCAGCCAGCCGGCAGGGAUGGCAGCUGCCUCUGCACUGAGCACAGCCUGACCCCUCUGGCCUCUGUAAAUAUUUGGAUCAAUGAAUGAAUAAAUCUUUAGAAAAGAA